This is a messenger RNA of Tripterygium wilfordii, 1734 nucleotides long. RefSeq names its product aldehyde oxidase GLOX1-like. The record is from RefSeq and is a predicted model, not a curated record. The transcript has a single exon. The coding region runs from base 1 to 1656 and encodes 551 amino acids. NCBI's taxonomy places the organism in Eukaryota, Viridiplantae, Streptophyta, Magnoliopsida, Celastrales, Celastraceae.
AUGUCCAUGGAACCAAACAGGGUGUCUUCAUUGCUAGUUCUAUUCACAACAACUAUCAUUCCUCUGUUCUGUUCGGCCGUCGGAGAACACCACAAGUUGCCCGGAAAAUGGGAGUUACUGACGAGCAACUGUGGAAUCUCGGCAAUGCAUAUGCAACUACUUCCAGACAACAAUGUAAUAAUCUUCGAUUGGACUAGAAGGGGUCCAUCCAACAUUUCAUUGCCACCGAAUGGAAAAUGUGAUAAUGGGGAUUGCACUGCUCACUCAGUUGAAUUCAAUCUAGUGAAGAAAACUGUCCGGCCACUCUACAUUGUCACCAACACAUGGUGUUCGUCGGGAUCGUUGUCUUCGCGCGGUGUGUUGAUUCAGACUGGAGGGACUGACCUUGGAUUUAAAGUUACUCGGUACUUCAAGCCAUUCGUGGGUGGUGAUUGGAUUGAACAUCCAAAUGGACUACUUGUACCGAGAUGGUAUGCUUCGAAUCAAAUCCUUCCCAAUGGAAAAAUCAUUGUCGUUGGUGGUAGAGAUCAAUUCAAUUACGAAUUCGUUCCUAAAUCAAAACCCAACUAUGACAAGCUCCACCCUCUCAAAUUCCUUGAUGAAACAAUGUAUCAUUCAGAAGUUGAAGACAAUCUCUACCCUUUUUUGCAUCUAUCUCCGGAUGGGAAUCUGUUCAUCUUCGCAAACGACAGAGCAAUUCUUCUCGACUAUGUGAAAAACAGAGUUGUCAGAACAUACUCUGUACUUCCUGGUCGUGUCUCACGCAACUAUCCAAGCACAGGCUCUUCGGUUCUUCUUCCCAUAAGACUAUCAUCGAAAUAUUCCUCCUCAAUUCCAGACGCAGAAGUUCUUGUUUGUGGUGGGUCGUGGCCUAAUGCCUUCAAUGAAGCGGACAAGAAAAACCAUUUUGUUGGUGCAAGCAAAACAUGUGGUCGGUUGAUGAUUACAGAGGAGAAUCCAAAUUGGGUUAUAGAGGAAAUGCCGACUGAACGAAUUAUGGGGGACAUGAUUUUGUUGCCAACAGGAGAUGUAUUGAUUGUCAAUGGAGCCAAAAAUGGGUCUGCUGGUUGGAAUUAUGCGAGGUCCCCUGUUUUGAAUCCUGCUCUCUACCAUUCUGAUUUCAAUUCAAAACCUAGCAGGUUUGAAGUGAUGAGUGCUUCGAAUAGGCCACGAAUGUAUCAUUCAACGGCUCUUUUGAUUCCAGACGGUCGCGUUUUGGUGGCUGGAAGCAAUUCACACAAAACUUACAAUUUCAGUUCUCUCUACCCAACUGAUUUAAGCAUUGAAGCUUUCUCUCCGCCGUAUUUGACCUCGAAAACUCAUCCUCGUCCGCGGAUUAAUUGGAUUAAGCCUGGUGUGAAGCUUGUUUAUGGCAGGAAAUUUUCAGUUGGAGUUGAUUUGGGAGGAGAAGAGUUUAAUGGGAGAAUUGACUUGACAAUGGUGGCACCAAGUUUUACUACACAUUCAUUUUCAAUGAACCAGAGAGUAUUGUUUCUGGCUGUUGAUGGAGUGGAGAAGAAGAGGAAUGGAGGGUCUGUUAUAAAAGCUAAUGCUCCAGCGACGGCGGCAUUGGCUCCGCCGGGAUAUUACCUCUUGUUUGUUGUCGGUGAUGGUGUGCCAAGUACAGCAAUUUGGGUGCAUAUUCGGAAACGCUAGUUGCAUUGUAAUAAUUGUCUACUUAGUUUUUUCAACCAUUGGCUCAUUGCUAUCAAUAAUUGAAAUAUCAAUUCAAGA